AGAGAAGAUUUCUGGCCUCGGUUACUUUUAUGGUCAGGAUGUCUGCUGUUAUCUGGGAUUUAAAAUGGAGUUACAGUUUGAGCGGCUGACCCGAGAACUGGAGGCUGAACGCCAGAUUGUAGCCAGCCAGCUGGAGAGAUGUAAACUGGGCUCAGAGACUGGAAGCAUGAACAGCAUCAGUUCAACUGAAGAGCAGUUUCACUGGCAAACGCAAGAUGGCCAGAAGGACAUUGAAGAUGAGCUCACCACUGGCCUUGAACUGGUGGAUUCUUGUAUUCGAUCUCUGCAAGAGUCAGGAAUCCUUGAUCCGCAGGACUAUUCAACCAACGAAAGGCCCAGCCUCCUCUCCCAGAGUGCACUUCAGCUCGGUUCCAAACCUGAAGGGUCAUUCCAGUACUCCUCUAGCUACCAUAGCAACCAGACCUUGGCCCUCGGGGAGACAGCAGCAGCCUCACAGCUCCCAGCCCGAAGCAGCCAGCCCAGAUCCGCUGUGCAGAACUACAGCCAGAUUCACUACCUUGAAUAG
Molecule: messenger RNA, 526 nt
Organism: Heteronotia binoei (common prickly gecko)
Lineage: Eukaryota; Metazoa; Chordata; Lepidosauria; Squamata; Gekkonidae
Product: catenin delta-2-like
Exons: 6
Coding region: 65-526 (153 amino acids)
Source: RefSeq, a predicted model, not a curated record